Messenger RNA from Durotheca rogersii, 1933 nucleotides. Its product is annotated as general substrate transporter. Gene Ontology annotation, cellular component: membrane. The record is from RefSeq and is a predicted model, not a curated record. Lineage: Eukaryota; Fungi; Ascomycota; Sordariomycetes; Xylariales; Xylariaceae. The coding region runs from base 156 to 1742 and encodes 528 amino acids. The transcript has 3 exons. Gene Ontology annotation, biological process: transmembrane transport; carbohydrate transport. Gene Ontology annotation, molecular function: carbohydrate:proton symporter activity.
CUCUUCCACACCUCGUCUAUCAUUCACCUCAUCUAUUCGCCUCGUCACUCGCACUAUCGAUAUUGGUGAUACGUCCCGUCUCCAACCUCUCCCUCCUCGCCGUGGCACCUACAUACAUACUCUCUCGUCCUCGAUUUGAAUAAUUCUCGCUCGAGAUGCCUGGCGGCGUCACGAUUCGCGGCUCGGCCGACCCGUCUAGGGUCGAAGCCCCCGUCUCCGUCAAGGCCUACCUUAUGUGUGCUUUUGCCUCCUUUGGUGGCAUAUUCUUCGGAUACGACAGCGGUUACAUCAACGGUGUUAUGGGAAUGAAAUAUUUCAUUCAUCAGAUCGAGGGUCCCGACGCCGCCGUUAUCACACCUGAAAACAAGUCUCUCAUCACCUCUAUUCUAUCUGCUGGUACCUUCUUCGGAGCACUCAUAGCCGGUGAUCUUGCCGACUGGAUCGGGCGACGGACCACCGUCAUCGGCGGCUGCGGUGUCUUCAUCGUCGGUGUCGUUCUCCAGACGGCCUCGGCCGGUCUGGGCCUUCUCGUUGCCGGACGCCUCGUCGCCGGGUUUGGCGUCGGCGCUGUGUCCGCUAUCCUGAUCUUAUACAUGUCCGAGAUCGCGCCUCGCAAGGUCCGCGGUGCCCUGGUCUCUGGAUACCAAUUCUGUGUAACCAUUGGUCUUCUCUUGGCUUCGGCUGUCGACUACGGCACCGAGAACCGCACGGAUAGCGGCUCAUACCGUAUCCCUAUUGCCCUCCAGAUGCUCUGGGCGCUCAUCCUUGCCGUUGGCCUGUUUCUGCUCCCCGAGUCACCCCGUUUUUUCGUCAAGAAGGGAAAAGUCGACGAGGCCGCCGAGGUGCUGGGUCGUCUACGUGGCCAACCUACUGAGUCUGACUACAUCAAGGGCGAGCUAGCUGAGAUUAUUGCGAAUCACGAAUAUGAGCUGUCCGUCGCGCCUCAAGGCGGCUAUUGGAGCACGUGGUUUAAUUGCUUCCGGGGCUCUCUGUUCAACGGCAGCAGCAACGUCCGCCGAACCAUCCUUGGUACCUCGCUCCAGAUGAUGCAGCAGUGGACCGGCGUCAACUUCGUCUUUUAUUUUGGUACCACCUUCUUUAAGCAGCUUGGUACUAUCCAGAACCCGUUCCUGAUAUCGCUCGUUACCACUCUGGUAAACGUUUGCUCGACACCAAUCUCGUUCUGGACUAUCGAGAGAGUCGGACGUCGCCCCUUACUCAUCUGGGGAGCCUUGGGAAUGGUAAUCUGCCAGUUCAUCGUCGCCGUUACAGGCACUGUCACCAGCGCCGACGGCGCCGUGAAGGCUAUGAUUGCCUUCAUCUGCAUCUACAUUUUCUUCUUUGCCAGCACCUGGGGCCCCGGAGCCUGGGUUGUUAUUGGCGAGAUCUACCCUCUACCGAUGCGCGCGCGCGGCGUCGCCCUCUCGACGGCUAGCAACUGGUUGUGGAACUGCAUAAUCGCCGUUAUCACGCCCUACAUGGUGGACGAGGAUAAGGGAAACCUCGGAGCUAAAGUUUUCUAUAUUUGGGGUGCCCUCUGCACUUGCUGUUUCGUUUACGCAUACUUCUUGGUUCCCGAGACCAAGGGCUUGACACUGGAGCAGGUUGACCGUAUGCUUGAGGAGACCACCCCACGGACUUCAGCUAAAUGGGUGCCGCACUCGACAUAUGCUGCCGACAUUGGCAUGACCGACAAGGCCGCUGGCGCUUACGUCGAGAGCGCCUCGAAGGAAGAAGUUUGAGUCUAUUAUACCACAUUAUAUCUCAAGAAGCAGAGGAGGAGAGUUUAGUCAUAAAGAGGCCGCAUACUUGCAUGAUUACUGGUGUUGGGGGUUGCUUUAGCGCGGCGAUGCUUGAAAUAUCGGCAUGAGUCCACGCAAUGUUAACGUGAAUGAAACUAAAAAUUAAUUAUACCUAUAUUGUACAGCAACGG